AGAGAGAGAGAGCCUCACACUCCCGCCACGCGACUCAACUCCACUCGCUCUGCCCUCCCCAACACGUCACCACCCAAAGGGCGGGGAACAACAGACACUUCGUCGACCAUUUUUAUGUUUUUUAAAAAAUGAAAAUUUCCAAAAUGCCCUUGCUGUCUCUCUCCUCUCUUUCUCUCUCUAAAAGCUCUGCAAUGAGAGUGUGAUUGGAAGAAUUGAAUUCGUUUCUCGAGAAAGUUUUGCGGGAAACGGAGGAACUCGGAGGUAACGGAGAAACAAAGGAGUGUUUUAAAAAAAUAAGGGGAAAAAAAAACUCAGAGCACAUGGCUUCUUAAGAGAGUUCUCUUCUCUCCACACACAUUUUUGUUUUUGCUUUCAGUCACAUGCAGUUUCUCUCUCUCUACUUCCUCUCUCUAGCUUCUCUCUAAAUUCUGCAAUAAGGCUUUGACUUCUCAGUGCUUCAGAUCUAGAGAGGAAAAGGAGCAUAAAUUCCGAGACUUACAGUUGAGUUGUCGUUUGGUGGCUUUGAAUCUCAAAAAGUCAUAAAACAGAAACUCUGGAAACUUUUUAUGUCCUCAGGUCUUCUCUAGUAUUCUGGAACCUAGAAUCAACUCAGACCUAGCCCAGAGGCACAUAAUCAAGCUUCAAACUCAGUUUUAGAAUCAUUUUUAUUUUCAUGUAUGUUGUAUAUGUGAGAUUGGGUGUACAAAAUUAGUUGUUUUCAUGGUUUGUGAGAUGGAGAAUGAUAACAUUGAGGAAAUGGAUGUUGAGGUCCUCCACUCUAUGUGGCCUGAAGACAUUGGGAAUGAUGCUGGAAACCAAUUCAAUAUGGAUAGGCCAGGAGCAGAUCAAGAUAUGUUGGAAGAGGUUAAUAUUGUUGAGGAGCCUUCUAUAGUCGAUUUUAAGCGCCUUUUAGAGCUAACCAAUUACAGUGAGAAGGGAUCCUCUCAGCUAGCAUAUCUCGUAAAGAAUUGGGAGUAUAAGCAGGCAAAUGCUGUGCGCCUUCUUAAAGAAGAGCUCGACAAUCUAAGCAGACAAAGGCAGGAAGUUGAGCUCAAGAAAUUGGAGAUAUUGGAGGAGCAUCGAUUUGUUGAAGAAAGAUAUGGUGGUGACAAACGUCCAAUUUCUAUACUGGAUGGCAUUUAUGAUAUAUGGCAAGAAGUUCCACGGAGGAGAAAUAGUGUUGUUGUUCAAAAUAAAAGACUUGAAAUAGAUGCUGAAUAUGACACUGUCAUAUACUGGAAGCAGCGAGCUGUGCAUUUAGAGAAAUUGUUAGAGGCAAGUGUCCAGAGAGAGCAUAUGCUUAUGGAGAAGGUGCAGGAAAGCAUAAAAAGUCUGGAAAGGCAGUCAUCCCCAGUGGAGGAACUGUCCCAGAUUCUGAAAAGAGCAGAUAAUUUCUUACAUUUCGUUCUACAGAAUGCACCUGUUGUUAUUGGCCAUCAGGAUAAAGAGCUGCGGUAUCGUUUCAUCUAUAAUCAUUUCCCAAGUUUGCAAGAGGAGGACAUCAUAGGAAAAACAGACGUGGAGAUUUUUACUGGUGCUGGUGUGAAGGAAUCUCAGGAAUUCAAGAAAGAGGUCUUGGAACGAGGAUUGCCUGCAAAAAGGGAAAUUACAUUCGAGACUGAAUUAUUUGGUUCAAAGACAUUUUUGAUUUAUGUGGAACCUGUCUUUAGCAAGGCAGGUGAUACAAUUGGUGUGAACUACAUGGGGAUGGAUGUGACUGAUCAGGUAAGGAAAAGAGAAAAGAUGAUGAAAAUUCGAGAGGAGAUAGCUGUACAAAAAGCCAAGGAAACAGAAUUGAACAAAACAAUUCAUAUAACAGAGGAGACAAUGCGAGCAAAACAGAUGCUAGCCACCAUGUCUCAUGAGAUAAGAUCUCCUCUAUCUGGGGUUGUUAGCAUUGCUGAAAUUCUUGCCACUACAAACCUUGACCGGCACCAACGACAACUAUUGAAUGUCAUGCUAUCUUCAGGAGAUUUGGUCCUUCAACUUAUAAAUGACAUCCUUGAUCUUUCCAAGGUUGAGUCAGGAGUUAUGAAGUUGGAAGCUACAAAAUUCCGGCCAAGAGAGGUAGUAAAGCAUGUACUCCAAACUGCUGCUGCGUCAUUGCAAAAGAUACUGACCUUGGAAGGACAUGUUGCGGAUGACGUUCCUCUUGAGGUCACUGGAGAUGUCCUAAGGAUUCGACAAAUUCUCACCAACUUGAUUAGCAAUGCAGUGAAGUUUACCCAUGAAGGAAAAGUUGGAAUAAACCUUUAUGUGAUACCAGAGCCAUCCUCUGGAAAUGGAGAAGGAGGUCCUCAAAUGUUCAUUGAUGAUCAGUCAACAGUUUCAGCAAAUAUACCUAAAGAAGAGAAAUGUUUAUCCCCAUCUCAGUCUAGCUGCACUUCAAAAGGUUCUCAUACUCAGAAUCAUGCACUUAAUGAUGAGCCUAUAGACCCCAUUAAUCAUGAUGAUUCAAAGCAGGAAGAUAAAGAGAACUCUCACCCACUUGAGACAACUGUGUGGAUACGAUGUGAUGUAUAUGACACUGGAAUUGGAAUACCAGAACAUGCCUUACCUACUUUAUUUAAAAAAUACAUGCAAGUCAGUGCAGAUCAUGCUCGCAAGUAUGGUGGGACAGGAUUGGGUUUGGCAAUCUGCAAACAAUUGGUUGAGCUGAUGGGGGGGCAUAUGACUGUGUCCAGCAGAGAGCACUCUGGGUCUACUUUUACUUUUAUUCUACCUUAUAAGGUCUCACUGAUAAGUGAUCAUUCGGAUGAUCCUGAUGAACUCUCAGAUAUGGCUGAUGACGAUGCCUCAACCGAUGAUAAAAAUGCUGGAUUUUUUCAAUUCCACCCACGCACUCUGGGUUCACUAUUCUCUUCUGGUGGAUCUGGCAGGACCCAAAAACUACCACCAAAUAAUAUUGGGUAUGAUAGCUUACAUAAACUCAAUGGGCUCUCAGAUGAUUCCUAUUCUUUCCCAUUCAAUAAGGUCACAUCAAAAGAGAUGACAUCUCUUGAAGACACAUGUUCAGUAGUUGAUGCUGCAGAGACAUUAUCUGAACCUGAAAGUUUGUUAAGGCACAAUGCAGAGCCUGAUAAUGAUAAUGCAGUUAGUAGAGGCAAAAAAUGUCAAGAUGAAGCCAAUGGUCAAGUCCAUAAUCAUAGUACGGGUUCAACUCAUCACUCAAAGGUAAGCAAAGAAGUUGAUGAAAUGGGAAAAACAAGUGAGGCUCCAGAGAUGUGUUUAAGGCUGGAGAUAUCUGAAAGAAGCUCUCAGUGCACUUCUAGCAGCAGUCCAGAAGAACCCAAAUCAACAUUAAAGCCUAAGAUCCUUCUUGUAGAAGAUAGUAAGAUUAAUGUAAUGGUGACCCAGUCAAUGAUGAAGCAGUUAGGCCACACCAUAGAUGUUGUGAAUAAUGGAAUUGAAGCCGUUCGUGCAGUUCAAUGCCGUAGUUAUGAUCUCAUUCUGAUGGAUGUAUGUAUGCCUGUGAUGGAUGGCCUUCAAGCUACAAGAAUAAUUCGAUCUUUUGAAGAAACUGGCAAUUGGGAUGCUGCAGUAAAGGCUGGAAUUGAGCCAUCUACAUGUUCUUCAGAUUCAUUACCAAAUGGCCACGAUUCUAUGACAGUCACAAAGCGGGUCCCUAUCAUUGCGAUGACAGCAAACGCCCUCUCAGAGAGUGCAGAUGAGUGUUACGCGAAUGGUAUGGACUCAUUUGUAUCAAAGCCUGUCACAUUUCAGAAGUUGACACAAUGUCUUCAACAAUACUUGACAUGAUGUGUCCUGUGAAUAUACGCAUCUGUACAAAAAAAGUUACUGCGUGUUAGGAAAGUUUUGUAAUCAAUGUCAUGCUUUCUCAACCAUUAGCAUCUACUAUAAAUUGUCUUGAUCAACUUUCUUC
This is a messenger RNA of Vitis vinifera (wine grape), 3883 nucleotides long. RefSeq names its product histidine kinase 5. Gene Ontology annotation, molecular function: histidine phosphotransfer kinase activity; phosphorelay sensor kinase activity. The transcript has 13 exons. The coding region runs from base 721 to 3759 and encodes 1012 amino acids. NCBI's taxonomy places the organism in Eukaryota, Viridiplantae, Streptophyta, Magnoliopsida, Vitales, Vitaceae. Gene Ontology annotation, biological process: phosphorelay signal transduction system; protein autophosphorylation. The record is from RefSeq and is a predicted model, not a curated record.